GGGGGAUGACGGAGUCGCUCUCGUGGCUGCCGGAAACGGCCAAAAGCUGCAAGUGAAGAGCUGCCCAAAAUCCAUCUUUCUAUUCAGAAGGUGCCACCCUGUUUUCGGCGGUUCGCCCUGCCAUUGUUCCCAACCCCGACGUUUGGUUUUUUAGCGACGACGGAAAUGGAAAUCGAGAAUGCGCCUUCUUUGUCUUCAAACUUCCCACUCAACUCAAUCCUGAGCACGUCUGGAAGUGAAUCAGUCGCACCGCUUGCCAAUUUCGCCACCACCCUCGACCCAAGUCCGGCAACUUGUCACGCUUCGGUCGACAACAUUAACCUCCUCGUCUCCUUUUCCUGUGUGAUUCUCUAGGAUAGCUAUGAAGUUCAGUACCCCACCUCCGCCGCAUAGGCCAAGGAUUCUGGAGUCAAUCACCGCUUUGGGGGAUUCACCCAUGUCGAUACCCGAUUCGCAAGGCACAGACGACGUGGAAAUGCAGGAUACAGAUUGGACCGAAAGCGUUGGGGAUGGGAUGUUAUACGACAGCCCAUACCACCCUUCGACCGAGACUGGUCAUGACACCGCCCUCCGAGGUGGUGUAAUAUACCCACCACCGAAUCUCGUUUGGGCUCGAAAGGUGGCCGUGGCUUCGCACAAGGAACAGCAACGAGAGUAUGUUCAGUAUGACAAUGACGAGGCGGAAAUCGACUACGAGGACCUUGAAGAUGGAUACGAGGACGACGGCUACAGCACCAGCAGUGACUGGGACGACUAUGGUACACUUCCGCUGACCGUGGGCGAGUACGACGAGGCUGUGGCCGGCAUGGAGGGCAGUGAUGGCUGGAAUGCGGACCAAAAGAAGUUACACAAACUGAUCUACAUGCGCGGUCUUCAUCCCAUGAUGCCGUCGUGGUGGAGAGUGAACUUCAAGAUGUGGGGAAUCACGCAACCACAUCUCGACCACGUCUUCACGCCCAAGCAUAGCAAGAAGCGUGUGGCUAUCCAUGCAUAUGGGAACGAAGUAGCUGCGGGCAAAGCACUCGAGUCCCUAUUCUAUCUCUCCCAAACAGUCACCGACUACGAGGAGAUUGGGUACCAGGACAAAAUUGCCAAAACCGUAGUAAGGGGCAUCCGAAACUACAUCAAAUGGGCCAUGCGGGAUGUCGGGAUCGACAUGCGUAAAACGCAGCUCAACUUGCUGGUGCAAGCGUACCCGCCGGAUUUCCGAGCCGACGACGACUCCGAGGCGGUAGAAAGCGAUUUUGCCCCCUCGCCCGUCAGUAGCAACGAAGACCAGGAAGUCGAGAUGUCGGGCAACGAUGAGCACAAAGACAACGUCGUCGAGGUUUUCGAGGCCACCGAAGCGCAGCGCGCCAGACAGUUCACGCAUGCCGUUUCGCGAGAUCUCGAGAGGAGAUUACUGAACAUGGGCCAGCGCUGGCGCGACCGGCUGCGGGUCAAGGGGGGCAAGGGCUUAAUCGCAGCGCCCCCGACCCUGUAUGCCUUUGCUGUCAUCCAGCAUAUUGCUAUGCUUGCCAGCCACGAUCCGAGCUCCUCGACGAACCCGGUUGUCGUCCUGGAGCAGGUGCACUUGAAUGAUCGUGGCAAGUGGCUAUGGAAUGCCCUGUCCAUCGCUCUUCCCGUCAACAUGGCGAGGGAUGCCCUAAACGGUAUGUGGGAGACGGGUGUUGUUGUGGCGGAGCAUGGUGACCAAGGGACGGACCCCGAUCUGUGAGGUGGAGGGGAGGGUGGAAAUGGGUGAUGUUCAGUCUCAUCGCUGGCUUGAAGUUUCAGUUUGCUGGGAGGUAGAGAGAUACCUUGAUAAGUCAGGAGUUAUAUACCCAAGCGUUAGUUUAUACUAGUGCGAUAUUAACGGACUGGCGGUGGUGUUGGACUGGGUUU
Chaetomium fimeti is the source of this 1884-nucleotide messenger RNA. RefSeq lists its product as uncharacterized. The transcript is spliced from 2 exons. Bases 362 to 1717 code for a protein of 451 amino acids. The record is from RefSeq and is a predicted model, not a curated record. NCBI's taxonomy places the organism in Eukaryota, Fungi, Ascomycota, Sordariomycetes, Sordariales, Chaetomiaceae.